UCCCCUGUCCAUCAUGCUGUGAGGUGCCAGCUCGUGUUUCUUUCUGAACACAAACGCCGCUGAUGCAGUUUUCCAGCCGAACUUUCCGCGAACAGAACAGCCAGAAAAGCCGCGCCGAACUCGAACAAAGCGGCGCCACAAAAGAUCGCUUGACACAGCAAAGGCCGCGCUCGCGAACAAUGGCCGGCUUUCUGUUGGCGCGCGCUGCGGCGGGACGUCGUGGCCGCUGGAAGAGUCCAAAUGCAAAGUUUUCUCUUUUUUUCUCUUUUUUUCUUUGGCUAUUUCGCCGGACGGGCCGAGCGGGCGGCGGUCAGUCCAGCAUGAGCCCUCAGAGGGUGAGCAGCCCGGUUUUCACACACUAAAGGCGGACUGAGGGGGCACUGAGCACUGGGACAACAGAGAAGCGCGCGCAGCCAUGUUUAAGACCAGCUACACGCGCGAGGUGCGCAAGGAGAAGUUCGAGCGCUCGGAUGUGUUCGAGGAGCCCGAGCCCGACAGCGAGGCGGGCCGGCGCGCGCACCCCGCGCUGCCCGCCUGGGAGAGCCUGCAAGAGCUGAACAGCCGCUUCGCGCGCUACAUCAACCGCGCGCGCGUGCUCGAGCAGCGCAACGCCGUCUUCCGCAAGCAGCUGGAGACGCUGCAGCGCAUGGAGGAGGCCGCGGGGCUCGAGGAGGCCUUUCACGAGCAGAUCGGCGUCAACAGACAGCGCAUCCGCGAGCUGCUGGCCGAGCGCGCCAAGCUGGAGCGCGAGCUGAAGGACGCCGAGCGCAUGCUGGACGAGUUCAGCAGCAGAUACAGAAACGAGUGUGAAUAUCAACAACAGCUGCGUGGGACCCUGGAGCAGCUUAAUAAGGAGGCGGAUGCAGCGCUUCUGAGGAACCUGGAGUAUCAGAUCGACUCUCAGUUCCUGCAGGAUGACAUCAACUCCACAAGAGACAGACAUAAAAAGAACCUUGCCGAGAUUCAGACCUAUGUAAACAUCCUGCAUCAGAUCAACCAGACGGCCGUUCUAAUGCCCAACAUGUCAGUUGGCUUCUCAGAGGAGCAAGAGAGGCUGAUAGCUCAGAGGCGAGUUCCUGCCCUGCAGUGCCAGCUAGAGGAGUACAAGAGCGCCCUCUGCCAGCUGAAGGCGCAAAAACAGAGGCUGCAGACAGAGACCUCAGUGUUGGAGCAAACCAUCAAGAGCACGCAGGAGAGCUAUGACGACGAGAUCCAGCUUUACAACGAGCAGAUCGAGUCGCUCAGGAAGGAGAUUGAGGAGGCCGAGCGCUCACUGGAGAAAUACACCAACGAGUGCCGACAGCUGGCCAUAUACCAGACCUCCCUGGAGAACGAGCUGGAGAGGUACAAGAGGAUCAUCGAGAAUGAAGACAACAGAUUGAAUUCGGCUAUAAUUGGAACACCCAUUAGCCUGUUCACCACCAAUUACAGAUACACUCCCAGUUCCACCUCGAGCAGUCGAGGGAAAGAUAUCACCCAAGCCAUCCAGGACAUCACCAACAUCAAGCCUCGUCAGAAGUAUCUUGCCAAGAAAGUGACCAAAAAGAAGGAUCUCACUUCCAAAGACAUGAUGGACAGUGCCCAGGAGGAAAGAGGAACUGGCGAAUGUGCGGAGGAGGACAGAAGAGGAGCAGAGGAGGUGGAAGGGAAGGUGAAACGGGAGGAGCACACUCCUCUGUUCAAGGGGGUUGCUCGCGAAGAUGUGCCUGAUGGUGCCCAGAUCAGCAAGGCCUUUGACACGCUCUGCAACAUCGUCCGGGACAGGAUGCGCAAGUACAAGAAACCUGAGCCCAUAGCCGACUUUUUCACCAAGGGCCGCUAUGUCCUGGUAACGGGCGAGUCCAGCUACCAAGACCCCUGCUUCUAUUCGUCCACGCCUUCUGCAGGCCACGUCUUCGUCACCAUCUGUGAUGACAUGUUCCCCCCAUACGGGCCCUACGCGCGCAAAACUCCCUCUCCCACUCCUUCUCCUGUCCCUCCCCCCAUCCCUCUAACCCCACCCCCUCCCUUAGACGACGGCAAGGACGAUGAGAGAAGAGGGAAGGAAGGUGGCGAAGAGAAGAAAGAAGAUAAUCAUUUGAAAAAUGGAGAUUCUGACAAAGCCAGACAACCAAAAAGCCCAACUCCACCCCCUGGUCCCAUCCCAUGCCCUAACAGCAUGCCUCGAGGCCCCUAUCCUGCACCAGAACCUGGCCAGCCUUCAUCUCAGCAGAGUGACAAGAACAAGGGUGCAGAAGACCGCAGCAGGCAAAGGGGACCCUCACCUCGUUCCAGAGGCCACCCCCCAGACUCCAUGAGCUACGAGAAAGUGGAGGUGGUGGAGUCAGUGGAAAAGCUCUCGCCAGACCACAAAGUCAAGGGCUAUGAGGAGACUGCCGUGGUGGUGGAGACCAUGAUUGAAAAGACCAGCAAAAAAAAGCAUGGAGACCGGUCCACGUAAGAAGCUUCUGGCCCCUGACCAAAGAAAAACACAAAAAUGACAAAAAAGUACAUUCCACUUAUUCCUUGCCAUUCCUGCCUCUUUUCUGCUCCAGCUCUGGCCUAGCUCCACUACGUAGCUGCACCACCCGCGGUGCUACUUUACAACUCCCUGUGCCGACAGCUUUGGCCUUUACUGUCUGAAAACUUGGGAAUGUCAACAGACAAAGAAAGCCCCGUCCUUCACCCCCAAUAAAGGAAUGUUUUGAUACAUUGUUUCAGCUUGAAACAAUAGAGUGCCUUUUUCUAAUCGGAAUAAUGCUGCUGCCCUCAGGAAUAUGUUUGCCCUCCACCCCCAAACUCUAGAAAGCCCUGAGUUCAAGAGAUUGAGUAGCUUCCAAUUUGUUCAAUUGGAAUAUUAGUAAUUGCAAAUCGCACAGUCCUGCUGUGUAUUAAUUGCUUUACAAAUAAAAAUUAAAAUGUCCAAAA
Messenger RNA from Pygocentrus nattereri (red-bellied piranha), 2907 nucleotides. Its product is annotated as filensin. Gene Ontology annotation, molecular function: structural constituent of eye lens. Gene Ontology annotation, biological process: lens fiber cell development. The coding region runs from base 416 to 2440 and encodes 674 amino acids. The transcript has 8 exons. The record is from RefSeq and is a predicted model, not a curated record. Gene Ontology annotation, cellular component: cytoplasm; intermediate filament. NCBI's taxonomy places the organism in Eukaryota, Metazoa, Chordata, Actinopteri, Characiformes, Serrasalmidae.